GUCACCACCUCUGAUUGUACUUUGAUCAAACUUCGAAAUUACUCCCACUUUGUAUGCCAGAUGAAUACACUGGGCCAGACUUCUCCAUAAAAACCUUUCGGCUGUGUUUCACUCGGUCAAAACUGACGCUGCAUGAUGAAAAAGCGGAUCGUUAAAACGGAGGAAAAACCCUCCACGAGCAGCGAGGCACGGGGGGCAGCCCGAGACCGGAAGAAGGGGGGGGCACAGUGAGUAACCCGCUAACCCUCUGCAAAAAUAUAUUUUGGCCGUUUUAAUUUAAUGGGCUUAACUCAAAGUACUGUAAAUAUUGCUAAGUGUACACGCGAAACAGGAGGUCUGUCUCUUUGAAUGUGGCCUGGGCUCUAAUUUCCGCUAUCCCUGUACAGUCUAAGUUCGAGGGGGCGGGGCAAACUGAGGGCUGAUGUUGGAUGGACAGCGGUAGACAAAAGGCGGAAGUUUAUCACGGAAACUACGUUCAUGCAACUUAACAAAAUGGCAAGGGGUCCAGUGAAAAAUUAAAACGACCUACCUUUGAUCGGUUUAAACUUUUUAGUGCAUAUAUCAUAAUGAAUGAAACCCUGAUUAAGAAGAACCAAAAGACACUGUGGGAAAGACAGACUGAAAGCAGUUCAAUUCCUGAAAAUGUUUAGAAACCUGAAAUGUUGUCAUUAAAAGCCAAACAUUCUAAGACGUGCAAAUCUGAUAAAUAACUAGUUACUCUUGUCACAUUUAAACUAAGUUGUGUUAAAAUAUGCUGCACUUUCCAAAAGAAUCUGGUUGUAUUCUCCAGGUGUUUGUUAAAACUAUCUUAUGGAAUAUCAUGAUUGUUUUACGCUGAUGACUUAAAACAAGUCCUUAAUAUUAAUGAAGCUGAGGGUCAUCAUUGCGAAGGCUGCCAUAUGGUAUUCUUUUCCACAGUAGCUCAGUGCAGACAAAGUAGCAGGAACCAAACAUGUUUUGUUAAUUACUGGGCUGCAAGUGGGUUAAUGGAGAGGAAAGAGUUAUCAGUUGUUGUGCUUCAGUGAUGUACUGAUACAAUUUUUCAUCAAAAAAACCUAAUGUAGAGGACUAUACUGGAAUGUGAAUCAGGGUUUUAUCCAAAAAUCAAAAACAUGAAGAAGUAGACUGAGAUCAGCACAGGUGACAGCAGAGAAUUUAGGGUUAGCAUGGGUGUUAGUUUUCAUAGAUGACAAUCCUAAUGAUGAAUGAAUGUGAGCGGUGCUGAAGUUGUCUGUUCCUCUGGGUGGUAGGGGAAGGUUUAUUCCCUCAAAGGUUCAUGAGUUUACAGAAACAUAAAGCUGAAUGAUCUCAGUUGGAGCUGCUGCUGUCAGAGAUCCUGCUGAUGUAUCCUCAGAAUGAUCAGAGUCAACUAUGAGGAGACCUUUACAAGUUUUGGUUGUUAUUGUAUAUUUACUUAAUUUCCAGUGUGUUACAGAUUGUAUUGCAUCACACCAAAAUUUUGGUGUACUUUAAAAUCUGUCGAGAGCUUUUUGGACAUCUUCAGGAAUAGAUCUGAAAGUUAAUGUGAAGUGUUAACCCUAAACAGAGGAGACAGUUUGAUGGCUGCUGAAAAUGAACCUCCUAUAGGUUUCCCUCCAGCAGUGAGGAGAAAUCACUCUGCAGCCAGAAGGACUCCUGGCUGAUGAGGGUGUUAAUGGAAGGGGUGGGAUUUAUUGUCCAUUAAUUGACUCCAGUCUGAAUAGUUUCCUACUUUCCCCUCUAGGAAACGGACUCCACUGACAGUUCAUCUGUAUGGUUAGAUUUCAGUUCCUCUCACCCACAUUAAUGUAUCCAUAUAAAUGUUGUUGUCAUGCUCUGCUGGUAGGACAUAUGGAGCAGGUCUGAACAUGCAAAUGGGCCUACUUCUGCAAUCCUAUAUAUCUACUGAACCACUUACACUGAGAUUCUUUUCAUUUUUGCCUCCACUGAGUUGAGAUUGUUCUUUUUGCACCUCUCAGCAAAGUCAUCCACACCCACAUCUCUCUCCCCCUGAUGACGCAGAAGUGUUCAGUACAUCUAUGAGCACGGUUUUAUCCACAAAUCUUCUGGGGGAACUCUCUCUACUGGAGACCAAAGCUGUAGUGUUUGGUUAACGUACCUCUCUGACGAUGAUUUAUUAAAUUUUACUUAAUAUGAAAGCCUGUAAGGGAAACAUUUAUGACCUGAUAACUCUUCUGAGCAGUUCAGGUCAUAAACAGUGUUUGUAAAGAAUAGCUGCAGCAGCAUCAGAGUGGGUGGGGUCUGAGUACCAGGGUCCAGGUAAGGAGGGGGGCCCUGAUUUGCCUAAAAUAUACAUACAGUUUUUGUUUUUUCUCAAAGCUGUUAAUAACAUAGUAAAACUUAAAUUGUCCAAAUAAAUCAAUAGAUACUAAAUAUUUCUUUCUAUAAAUAAUGGGAAGUCUCCGUCACUCUUACCCCUACCAAAUGCAAAUGGAUUAAAUUAUUCAUUAUUUUUAGAGUGUUGAAAGAAGUAUAGCAUACUAAGCUUUUCUCAGUGGAGUAAGAAUGAUGAAGAGGGCAGACAAAGGUUGGUAAUUUAAGUUUUUGCCAGAGGACCCAGGUCUAUGGUCAGAGGAGCUCAUCAGUCAACAGAGACACAACUGUUGGCAAAAAAAGGGAUAAAAAAGACUGAAUGUAACCAGAAUGGCACCAGAAGUUAUGGAGGGAAAGCUACACUGCUCUUGCUGAGGAACAUUUACUCUCUGCCGAUUUAGACAUGUCAAGACAAAGUCAGUUAUUUAAAGCCUUAAUUAGGUUGUUAGGGUUAGGGGUUAGGAGGCAUGCUUUUAAUAACUGUGCUGGGUUGCUCAGGCUGUGGUCCAAGAGGAUAUAUUUUCAUGGGGUCCAGAAUUCUCACUGACGCCUUUGGAUAGCUGAAUACCAAACUGAGUUCAAGAGUACAAGGGCUUUGAAUAACAACAGACUGGGCUUCAUUCAUAACUUAUGAGUCCAAACCAGCAAGUAGCACUGAUUCAUGUAAAUGGUGAUACAUUCACACAUGAAGCCCAUUUAAACACCCCCAACUGAUCUACCAUCUCACACUGUUUACUUUGUUCUUGGCUCAACAUUGAUAGACUAUUUAAUUUUCCACUGAUUUCAACUCAUCAACACCCUGUGAGAUUUAAAGACAAACAGGUUCAGAGCGUGAAGUGUUCAUGUUCAACACACGUGCUCUCUGCUCCAGAAACCUUUGUCUCCUCUGCAGCUCCAGCCUCUCCACUUACUGACCUAAGGGAUCCACGAAUCUCUACACCAAGAAGUGGUUUUCUGCAUCUUAACAAUUACAGUUUGCUUAGCUGCAACAACUUUGAUCACUCAAGUAUAAUAUUAUUAUCUCAACCCCAGCCAGCUUUUUUGUUCUGGGACUUGGCUGAAAAAAGAGAUUAACAAUGUUGUUCUUCUUUUAUGAUUUUAAUACUGUCAGAACCCACAGAGCUUACAAAGGCAGGCAGAGGUGUUGCAGAGCAUAUCAAAUCAUCCACAUCUGGGCUCGAACUGACAUCUGUUUUAAUUCCUAAACAUUUCUUGAGGCACAAUACUUCAGCUGUUGUGAUUGGUGUCUACAGACCUCCCUCUGUCUCAGGGGCACUGGAUAAACUGGCUGAACUAACACAGCUAUUCAUUGAACAUGAAGUGACUUGGUUAUCUCAGUCUAGACUGGCUUACCUCAGCAUCAAACACAAUCAAUAAGCUUUUCUGCAAUCUUAAUUUUCAAAUUGAUUUCCUCUCGCUCUCUCCUCAGCCUUCCAGAUUUCAGCAGGUCAGGUUUGAUUUAGUUAAUAUUAACAGACCUGAGAAUACUCUGCCACUGUCCUAUGUGUGCACUAGAAAUGUGAAGAGGAGUAGAUUAACUUACAUAUUUCAGUGAAAAGACACCCUGUAAAAUAUAAUGAGCAGACUUUUUUACAUGACCUUGACAUUGUCAAAUAGCUGGCGCCUUAAGCACCCCUGAAGUCAGCUUCAAGUUGUUUCACCGGAUUUUUUACACAGUUGUAGAUAAACAUGUACCUUUUAUGACAAGGACAAGGUCUAACUCCACUUUCCAACAUUGUUUUAUUCAAGAGACAAGGCAUUCGCUUUAGCUCGACUCUCACCAAAUAUUACUGUUUUUCUUUGAAACAAAUCAGGAAUGGGUGCACUGCUGACAGAAAAGCCAAAUCUGACUGUUACCUACAGUACCUCACUAGGUCUAAUUGCAACUCCAGUAAAUUUUGGAAAGUUGCACCAUUCUGUCCAUCUUUGCUCUAACUGGUUCAUGUCAGAUAACUAACAUGAAUAAAAUUUGCACUGCUUCCAGUCAUUCACUCUCCAGCCUUGAUGUUGAAGCCACAGGUUCCUUAGAAACACAAAAACCAUUUUACUGCUGAGAGGUGCUAGAGUAAACCAGUCUCUCAGUCUCACUCCCUGUGUCAUCUGAAGCAGGAACCUCAUGAAUGUUGAUGCAAACAGAUCUACUGGUGAUGACAGACUGGAACCAUUCGCUCUCAAACUCUCAGCACAGCUCAUUAGUGUAUACAUAAUUCAUGUCUAUAAUGUCAGAGUCACUUUGGUCAUUGGUGUGUUCUUUACCAAAGUCAAGGGUCUGUCUGCUUGAUCAAUUAGGAGAGAUCCGCAACUUACAUAUUUUAUGAAUAAAAAAAGAAAACGAAAACUUCCCCUCAUCUCUUAGCUCAGUUAUGGCAUAUGUCAUGGCAGACCCGCAGGUCCCAAAUAUUCAGAUUUGGAAAGAUCAACUUUUAGUUUGUCUGCAUUGAAUACCUGAAAAAAUUCUAAGCCAACCAUAGUAACAUCAUUUACAUUCUGAGAUUACAUUUCUGUAUUUAUUGAUUUCAAUUGCUUUUCCUUUGAAUGAAUUUAUCUGUUCUGUGUAUACUUCCAUUGUUCAUUUUAAAUCUUUUCCUGCAAAGUCUUACCUUUUUUUGUUGGUACAUGAAUUUCUUUGUUGUCUUCUGUUUCUCUGGUGUUGCUGCCCCCUGGCCUGAUCUGAUAGGCUUUUGUAUCUGCUUUUAUUCUUAUAUCUGCUCUACAAUUGUCUGCACCUUGACACCAUUGUGAAUGACUGUUAUCCCUCAGUAUUUUUCAAUAAAAUAAAGUACUGCACAGAGGUUGAAUGAGUGCAGAUACAUGGUUUCCCCUCUAAAUUCCUGAGUCAUCACAUGACUCCAAGUUGCGGCUGAAGGUUGUGUUGUCUUAUUUAUGAUGCCUAUUUCAGUUUGGCCCUGUAACAUGUUAAUGCAAAGUGUAAGAUAAAGAUUUCAUUGGUUUAUUGAUAGAACCUCUGUGACUUGUUAGUAUGUAAUUAUAACUUCAUCCUCUGUCUGCUCUCAGGCACCAUUGGUUGUCGAAAAGAGGCGUAUUGGCCCUUAUUGUUGUCUUAACCUUAGGGACUUUCUCACUGGUGAAACUCCCCGAAUUAAUCCAGCAUUUUGUUUAUGUUCACAGAAGUAAGUGAUUUUUUGUACCUCUUAAAAGUCACACAGAUCAUCUAAAUGUUCAUGCACUGAAGGUAAACGGAGCCCCUCCUCUUUUUUUCUGACUUGUAGUCAGGGUGCCAUUUUUCAUUGACCUUCAACAACCUGCAGACUUCUCUCUUAAUCACACCAUCAACAUGUAUCUAACAUCAGAGGAAGGGAUCUCCUUUGGUGUAUGGUAAGCUUCAUUGAACUAUUUUCCAUUUAUAGCCUUAAUAAAAAAAGAAGUAAGAGUUUUUUCCAAUUAUUAGUCUCUAAGCAAGUAUAUCAUUUCGACCUGUUCCAGGCAGACAGUCCCUGCAAGUCUGUGGAAAGAGGCACAAGGGAAGGACUUGGCGUGGUACCACAAGAGCCUGGGUGAUGGACGUCCAGUUUUCAUCUAUUUUCAUGGGAACACCGGCACCAGGUAUGAUAAAUUAUGCAUUUGUGUCAUAGUUUGCUGUGAAAGAGGCAUAGAGCAAAAAUGCCUCAAAGCAAGAUGUAUUUGUCAUUUUAUUUUGGUGAACACCAAUGUUGUUUCUGAAUCAUUCCACAGGGCAGCACCUCAUCGAGUGGGAGUGGCAAAAGUGAGUGAUCGCCAAUAAUAAUGUAACCAUCUUUUGGAGGUCUCAUAGAGGUAUGAAAGUCUUCACUGCUGUUCUAGUGACAAAUGAGUCUUAUGUGUCGACAGAUAUUGAGCACACUCGAUUACCAUGUGCUUGUGCCUGAGUACAGAGGUUGGUAUAAAUUAAGAUUUAUAAGUCUUCUUCUAAGCAUAUUUUCCAAACCUAUGAUUCUACACCUUCUCAUUUAUUGUAAUGCAUAAUCUUCUCACAUUAAUCUAAUAUCAUUUGCAGCAGUAUGAUUACUGUAGACUAAUGUAUGCAUACUUGAUGAGCUGUUUGUUGUAAGGCAGUCGAUAGACAGCAGUUCAAUGAAAGGUCAGUGUGAGUGCGGGGUUUCCUGAUCAGUUGCUGCCCUCUGGUGGCAGUGUGGAGCAGCUCUCUGAUCUGUAAGUGAACGUCUGUUGAUGUGAGAAACUCUGGCAGGGUUUGGAGAUUCAACUGGGGAGCCAACUGAAGAUGGUCUGACCACUGAUGCCCUCUUCUUGUACAACUGGGUGAAAGCGCGCAGUGGGAACAGCUUGGUGGUCAUCUGGGGACACUCACUCGGCACAGCGUGAGCAAGGAACCAUUUCUUAUCUGCAAAAUGUACCUAAGAGUAAACUCUUUAGUUCAGCUCACUGUUGAAUGAAUAUUUCUAAUGCACAUCAUUUACCAGGGGUCAACCCGCAAUGGUUUUUCAAUGCCAAUACCAAGUAUAAGCUGUCCAUGAGGCUGCGAAAUGAUAUUUGGUGCUAAGAAAUAUUUGUUCCGUCAAAUUUUAGAUUAUGGGUUUGUCAAAGAAAAUAUUAGGUGACUAAUUAGUAUAGAUUUAUAUGUGCAACAGCAAAAAGAUGAGUUUUUAUCUCUGUAGACACAUUUUACAGUUUAUCAGCCAAGUGCUCAGAUUUUACACAUCAGUUAGAGGACAGAGACACACCUGCAGCCAAGCUAAGGAAGCACACAUUGAAUCAAUAAUAUCAAACAUUAGUAACAUGAAACACCCAUGCAGAUAAUCAGCCAAAUGCUGAUUACCAGCCCGCAAUAAUCAGCCAGGCUGAUCCCUCUUAUUUACUUGUGAAUUAAUAUUUUACCACAUUUACACCUUAAUGACACCUUUACUUUCUGUGUCUGGUAUAUAUAAAACAUCAGUAAUCCAAAGUCAUGAACAUGAGCAGUGAUCAAACGGUGUAUGUAUACGAGGAUGUGAAGAGCUCCACGUAAAGAAAGAGCAUGUAAAAACCCAAAUUGACUGUAGAGCAGCUGUGUAAAAACUCCACAUCAGGCCAAGGUCAACACAAAGAGACCCGAACACUUCUCUAAUCUCUACUAACCUACUUAUUUAAUCUAGCAUAAACACACAGGCACAUGAAACCCUGCACAACUCCGCACAUGCACUGCACUCAGUGUUAAUAGCAAAAGGCUAACAUGCAACACCAGUCCACAGGAGGCUUUUGUAUAAUACUUGGAAAUAAGGAAAGAUAAGGAAGCACCAGGAAAAUACAUGAUAGAAGUAUAAUGCAUAUGAUAAAGCAAAGCUGGUAAAAUAUUACAAUUAGAGGGCUAUAUACAGUAAAAAGUCUACUGAUGUGUGAGCUCCUGUUCAUGGUGUGAAAAACAUGUUUUUCUUCCAGUCAGGACUUAAUACCUUUGUUAAAAACAUUAAAGUUUUGUUGGAGUUUCAUCUCAAGUUUAUCUUUACUGUCAUCCCGCUAUCUUGUUACAAAUUCAUUAAACAGAGGAAGGACUUAUCAAACGACUGAGCUACUAUCCUAGUGGUUGUCAGUGAUUGAGCAUGAGCAGGGGAAGGGUUUUGGCAUUAAGACAAGGCACAUAAAACCAAAUUUGAGAAGCUGGCAGUAGCACAUUGAUGACUAUCGUACAGAUCUCUCCACACGGUGAAAUACAAAUUCAAGAAAACAAAGGGCUAAAAUUCAAAUAGUGGCUAUAACUAUCAGCAGUUUUUGUAUGCAAAGUCAAAUGCUUGUGUGAGUGGGCAGUAAGUACAUAAGGGAAAAUGUACAGUAGGUGGGUUGCUAUAGCGUAUUGAAUCCCAAACAAAGCAAACAAGACCUCCGCAUGGCCUAGAUAUGAUAAUGUAAAUAUGAUUAUAUAAGCGAAUAUAUAAUCCAUAGUAAAGCUCUGUUGCCUUGGUUAGGAAAAAGCUACCAAACAUUCCCGUCAUAGCCUCUAGUCUUUGUGUUUCAACCCCAUUGCAUUUACUUUGUGGGUUUUAUCUCUUUAGAUUUUCCCCAUCGUAAACUCAGAGACAGAAAAUAAACCAGACUUCUCUCAGCGGAUUGAUUUGAUUACAUUUAGCCCACUAGAGUCUGUGACUAGAGCUGUGUUCAUACCAACAGUGUGCUGGUGAGACCUAACAAAUUGUUGUUUUGGAGUGUCGAAAAGUCAGGGUCAAGUGUUUUUGAACUCAUCUGUGCAGUUAAUACAAAACAAAACAAAUCUUACUCCAAAGACACACCAGGCUGAUACUGGACAGUGUUAAACCAAACCUUUCCACAGUUAGGACAGGUGAAUAAGAAGAUGUUGUUUUCAAAAACAAACUAAAGCUGUUGUUCAUGUCUCUCUGUGCAGAGUAUCAACCAACACUGCAGCUAAACUGAUUGAAAUGGGUAAGUUUAGGUACUGAGGAUUUGAACAGAAAGGAAUAAGAGAGUUAUGAUUGAUACAGUGUGCUGCUGUGUUUUUUUCCAGGUGUGGUUUUUGAUGGUGUUAUCCUUGAGGGUGCUUUCAGUACUGCAGGACAAAAACUUACCAUGCAUCCCUUUACUUGGGUAAACUUAUCUACAGCGACUCAGCUUUUCUGAUCUUUAUUUUUUUUCUUUUCAUGUGAUUGCUGCUUCAUUGUACUAUAUUUUUGUUUUUCAUCUAUUAUUUUCCUUCUGUUUACAGUAUUACUGGAAAUUUCCCGGUAUGGGCUAUUUAUUCCCAGAGCCGUGGGCAGAGAACAAGCUUGUCUUUGCCACUCAUGAAAAGUGAGUUGAGAUGAACUGCUAAGUAAUAUUUCAAGACAAUAUUUCAUCAGGCAUAAUACUGAGAACUGAUUAGGCUGAUGAAUUUGUAGUUACCAGUGUUAAACAAUGUGUUUUCUUGACUCUGCAGCCUGAAAAAAAUGAGAUGCCCAAUCCUUUUUCUUCACUCUGAGGAUGACCACGUUGUUCCUAUUGAGAUUGCUGAUCAGGUAAUAAUCUUCUUAAAGCUUCUCUUCAUCAAAGACACAAUAAACAGAAGUGGUACUUUUUCUCAUAGCUGUAGCAGAAGUGACUUAUCAAACUCUUUAAGAUUUUAAAAGUACAGUGCACAGAAAUGGGAAUAUAUAGCCCUAUCUAGCAAUUCUAUUUGCCGGUGUAGGUUCUAUAGUGAAAUGCUCCCUUGCUCUCCCCUUUUGUGAGUAAAGCUAUGGUGGCCUUUAAGGACAAGAAGCACAUGAUGACUUUUUUUGUUUGAUCCCCUGUUUUUCAAUUUCUUACCAUUAAACAUUAAUCAUUACAUUUUUUUGCAAAUACCAGCAGCAUCCUCCUCUUCUUUGUCUUCCAGUUCAUUGUGCACACACUAUGAACAAAAGUGUGUUUGAUAUUAGUGUGUCCAGUCUGAGCUACUGCAGUAGGUGCAAAGUGGCAGGCCCUGUGGUAGGGGACCUGCUCCUAUAUAGUUAAAGGUGGCAUAUUGUAAAAUUGUAAAUUCCAAGUUAACAAACAGAACAAUUUUUAUACCUAGGUAAAGCAGUUGGCUCAAUAGCCAUUCAAUCUCGAUUAUGUUAUUUUUAUGACAGGAGGGACCAGUAAUCACAAUCAUAAUUAAAAUCAGAUUAAUUGGAUUAUAACCUUUGGUUAUCUCUAAUUUUGCUGUUCUGUUAAAUGCCACUAAAUACUUUACACUGUAUCUUUAAUUUUUGUAUGUAAAUAGUGUAAGGUUGGUUGUGUGUAGACUGUUCUGUCCUCUGUGUCCCAGUUGUAUGAGGUGGCAGUCAAAGCCCAGAACACAGAGCGAGUCAAGCUGGUGAAGUUUGAUGGUUCUAAGGGGUACCUACACAAUGGCUUAUACAGAGACCCCAAGCUGCCCGACGUCAUAAAGUGAGAAAACAUUUCAGUUUAGGUGAUAACGUCUGCCUACCUUUGUGUGUUUUUUUUAAUCUCUACAACACAAACAGUAUCUCGUUGUGUCUCCUCUGCAGAAAUUUUGUGACGUCCUUGUAAAGUUGGAUGAAGGGUAUGGAGAUUAUCUGAGUAAUACUCAGGGGACUGAUUUUAUCUGAUUGCACAUUACAUCCAUGUAUGAUGUCUUUAUGCUGCACACUGCAUCUUCUGAAUAAAGAUAUGUGAUUAUCAUUGUGAUUUUUUUUAUUU
Xyrichtys novacula (pearly razorfish) is the source of this 10416-nucleotide messenger RNA. The record is from the annotation of a GenBank genome assembly. Lineage: Eukaryota; Metazoa; Chordata; Actinopteri; Labriformes; Labridae.